AUGUCAUCUAUUCCCUCUUCAUCAUCUAGUGUACAACAUUCUUCUCCUGAUUCAAAUACAACUCUUUUUCCCGCUUCUACUACUGCUUCAACGUCUGAAACGAAAUUUUAUGAUGACGUUGAAGAAUAUAUUAAUUCAUUACAAGAAAAAUAUCGUGAGAAAACUGUGAUAAAAAAGCAUACAUGCGAUAAAAUAUUGAAGGCGUUGUCACUUGAAAAAGGUAAGUGUUCAGAUUCUUUAUCUACUAACUUUGUCUAUUGGUGUCGGCAAAAGUUUAUUAUCGUAAAACUUGCUAAUGUUGAUGUUGUUUGUUGUGCAAAAAAUAGAAAACCGGUUUGUGUUUACGAAGCAUUGUUUACGGUUAUAAAAGAAUGUCAUGAAAGUAUAUCACAUGGUGGGAGAGAUAAAACAUUGUCAGAAAUAAAUUCACAUUAUUCGUGGGUUCCAAAAGUUGUUGUUGAAAUUUAUUUGAAAAGUUGUGUUGCGUGUCAAGUUCGAAAACCAUUAAAACAACCAGUUGUAUCAAAACCAAUAAUUUCACUAGGAGUGAUGACUAGACUCCAAAUCGACUUGAUUGAUAUGCGUACAAGACCCGAUGUUAUUUCAAGUACUGUCGUUUAUCGUUGGAUUUUGCAUUGUAUUGAUCAUUUUUCUAAAUUUACAUGGUCUUUUCCAUUAGAAAACAAAUCUGCUGGAGAGGUUGCUUCUAAACUCCGUCAGCUGUUUUUUACUUUUGGCCCUCCACAUUUGUUACAUUCUGAUAAUGGAGCUGAAUUUGUCGCACAGGUUAUAUUUGAAUUGAAAAGCUUGUUUCCAGACAUGUGUUUCAUUCGAGGAAGACCCAGACAUCC
Didymodactylos carnosus is the source of this 851-nucleotide messenger RNA. The record is from the annotation of a GenBank genome assembly. NCBI's taxonomy places the organism in Eukaryota, Metazoa, Rotifera, Eurotatoria, Philodinida, Philodinidae.